AUAACGACAUUGUCUACCGACGAGAAACUCAAGUCGACAUGAAGGUAUUCGUAGCGCUCGCUGCCCUCUGUGUGGCAACCGUUUCAGUCAACGCAGGUGGGCACGGCUGGGAGCCGCAUGGCCACGUGCACGAAGUGGUCAAGUAUGUUCAUAAAAUCGUGCCAAUCCCUAAACCUGUACCAGUAGCCAAACCUUAUCCGGUGCACAAGCUUGUUCCUGUGCCACACGUCGUCCACGUACCUAAGCCGUUGCCGGUACCCGUCAAAGUGCCGGUGGUAAAGAAGAUCCCUAAGAUCGUGCACGUGCCGAAGGUCGUGCCCGUGCCUAAACCCGUGCCGGUGCCACACUCUGUGCCCGUACCUGUGCCAGUGCCUGUUAUAAACCAUGUUCCGGUGCCCGUCUACAAGCACGUGCCAGUUCCUGUCGUGAAGCACGUUCCCGUGCCAGUGAAGGUGCCGAAGUUCGUCCCCGUACCAGUGCACAAGAUCAUCAAGAUCCCACAGCCGGUGGCUGUGCCCGUCAAGGUGCCUGUUUUCAAGGAGGUCAUCGUCAAGAAGCCCGUCGAGGUUGGAGUGCCUGUUUAUAUUAAGAAGGAGAAGGUGGAGCAUCACGGCCACGGAUGCCCGUCCCUUCCCUGGAGCCCGUCUAGCGGUCCUUCAGCACCUGGAGCCAGUUAAUUAAUUGGGCACUGCGCUCAACUGUCGGCCAAUGUCUUCACCGAAUCAACAAUAGGGCACAUGAUCGUAGUAGAACAUCUGCACAGGUGCAGUUCCACUGUUCUUCAAACAACGAUCUGCAUUAUCAAUAUGACUAUCAUGAUGGUCAUCUUCCUCUUUUCAAGCAAACAAACAACGAAAACGUUAACUGAUCAUAUCGAAACAAAACAAGAUGCUAAUCGUCUUUCCCAAUCCAUUUUUUGGCCGUUUCAUGGCCGAACAGGCAGUAGGCCAACGGUGUGAUAUCGGCUUGUUAGAAUACCAAUUACUACUGCCACGCUAUUUCUCCCACGAAAAUAGUAGAAAACAUGCUUAGGCCAAUAGUUGUUUACAUAUCAGCCGAAGUAGCCGCUGCAGUGGAAUGACACCGUCAACGGUAGUAAUGCCAAUGGCGACAGCUAAUAGGCCGAUCGCUAUUUCUUCUAGACAGCAUCCACUUCGAGUCAACAACAACAACAGCAGCAGAAGCAAUAACUUCGAUGACUUACAACGCUGGUUUCCAUCGGCUGGAGCUAAAGGGGGAAGACUGUGCCGGUCGUAGUCGUAACGUAACGAGCGUGUAUAAUGAGGUUCAGCACCUCACUGCCAAUCUGCGUAUUCAACUAAACAAAAGGAGGUGGACGAGAAAGGGGAAGUGUCGACUGGUCUGUUUUGUGCUAUCUAUAUUUUAACCAAUUCUAUUCACGAAGACAAUGUGUUCUCGUAAUGUUCAAUGUCGUCCGAAGACUCGUUGCUCACUGUUCUAGGCCUUUGCUCACAUGUCGUAUAGGGGACGUAGCACUCCGAUAACUAGCACAACGUAUGCAAGUAUGAUUACUACUAAGAUCGUAUCUGGCGCCGUUGCGCCGUGCGACUGGAUCGUAGUCUCACAACUCGGCCCAGUUGGCAAGGCCAUAGGAAAUUCGUGCUUUGCAAUUGGUGUACGUAGGUGUCUUAAGGUCAGGACAAUCGAGCCAUUAAAGGCAGCGGAGGUUAAUUGAAACAGAAAAGACGGACCCAUUUCAUUAUCGCACAUGAAAUCGUCUUUUCAGUACACGUUGAUGAAGGAUACCGAUUAAUAUCUCAUUUGACGGCCUUAAUGAGACGGCUAGAACUGAUUCUUUUCCUCUGUCCGUGAAUCUGGCUUUCCUUCGCUCAUUCGAGGAAACCAUUUUCUCCAUCAUCUAUGGAAUGUUGUUUAUAAAGACGCACUAUCCCUAAAUUAAAUAAGCUUGUUAAUUCCUGCGCUCGAUCGAUUACAGAUCAGGUCGAAUUAAAUCGCUCUGCUCCUUGCUUUGUAAGGUAUGGCACAAUUCGGCCUUUUUUCAGUCCUAUCUUAUAAUUAAUUAGUCUCUAUAAAGCAGUUAAUGCACGCCCCCCGUAUUUGCAGGUUCAAAUUUAUACUGGAACCCAUACCAGGUUGUAUUUCUUCCUUCUGAAGUAUUUUCUCACAAAUUUGACCUCCGCUAACUAGCCCUCCCCUUGAGGGCGAAAAAUGGACCCCACACUCGACUGUGCGACAUACCCUCAACAGCUCUUCAACGGCUAUCAUUUUUAUUCGUUCCCAAUUGAUCCGUAAAAUAUUUGUCGUUUGUCCAAUGUUGAUCUCUUCGGAAAUAUUAUGAGGGGCAAGACUACUACACCUUAGCCAACAACCGAGGAUAAAGGAACAGAUACAACAAUGCUUAUACAAGUGUGAAAGUAAACGCUGCAUUUAUAUAUAUGUAUAUGUAUAUAUAUACAUAUAUAUAAAGGAACUUUCACCGCAAGCAUCUUACCUGUCUUAUUUAUAUAUAUGUAUAUGUAUAUAUAUACAUAUAUAUAAAGGCACUUUCACCGCAAGCAUCUUA
Varroa destructor (honeybee mite) is the source of this 2545-nucleotide messenger RNA. RefSeq lists its product as uncharacterized. The record is from RefSeq and is a predicted model, not a curated record. Lineage: Eukaryota; Metazoa; Arthropoda; Arachnida; Mesostigmata; Varroidae.